CUGCAGCCGGCCUCCCGCCCGGCUGCGGAGACACUGGCGCGGGGGCGGGUGAACCUGCUGCCUCGGUUACUGGGAGCAACACAGACGCCUCGAGUUACAGGCGCCCUCGGCCUGGCCCGGCCGGAGCGGAGCCGCGGCCAUGGAGCGCUCCCUGCACCGCGUUUCGCUCGGGAGCCGGCGCGCCCAGCCGCGCUUGUCCUUCUACCUCACCACCUUUGGUCAGUUGAAGCUGUCCGUUGAUGCCCAGGACCGGGUUCUGCUUCUCCACAUCAUAGAAGGCAAAGGCCUGAUGAACAAGGAACCCGGCGUCUGUGAUUCCUACGUGAAGAUUUCUUUGAUCCCUGAAGAUAAUCGACUAUGCCGCCAGAAGACACAGACCAUUCCGGACUGCAGAGAUCCUGUCUUCCAUGAGAACUUCUUCUUUCCUGUCCAAGAGGAAGACGAACAGAAGCGCCUCCUGGUAGCUGUGUGGAACAGGGCAGGUGACUCCAGACAGAGUGGACUUAUCGGCUGCAUGAGCUUCGGGGUGAAGUCCCUCCUGACUCCGGACAAGGAGAUCAAUGGCUGGUACUACCUGCUGGGGGAGGACCUGGGCCGGACCAAACACCUGAAGGUGGCCAGGCGGAGACUGCGGCCCCUGAGAGAACCGUUGUUGAGCAUGCCGGGAGGUGAGGAUGCUGAGAACGGGGAGAAACUCAAGAUCACCAUCCCACGGGGGAAGGACGGCUUUGGCUUCACCAUCUGCUGUGACUCUCCGGUCCGAGUCCAGGCUGUGGAUUCCGGGGGCCCGGCAGAGCGGGCAGGGCUGCAGCAGCUGGACACGGUGCUUCGGCUGAACGAGAGGCCCGUGGAGCACUGGAAAUGCGUGGAGCUGGCCCACGAGAUCCGGAGCUGCCCCAGCGAGAUCAUCCUGCUUGUAUGGCGCAUGGUCCCCCAGGUCAAGCCCGGGCCAGAUGGAGGGGUCCUGCGACGGGCCUCCUGCAAGUCGACCCUCGACCUCCUGUCGCCCCCCAAUAAGCGGGAGAAGAACUGCACACACGGGGCCCAGGCCCGGCCGGAGCACCGCCAUAGCUGUCACCUGGUAUGUGACAGCGCGGACGGGCUGCUGCUCGGCGGCUGGGAGCGCUACACGGAGCUGACCAAGCGUGGGAGCCAGCACACCCUGCCCGCGCUGUCCCGCGCCACGGCCCCCACCGACCCCAACUACAUCAUCCUGGCCCCACUGAACCCCGGGAGCCAGCUCCUGCGGCCUGUGUACCAGGAGGACGCCAUCCCCGAAGAAUCAGGGAGUCCCAGUAAAGGGAAGUCUUACACGGGCCUGGGGAAGAAGUGUCGGCUGAUGAAGACGGUGCAGACCAUGAAGGGCCACGGGAACUACCAGAACUGCCCCGUCAUGAGGCCGCACACCCCGCACUCAAGCUACGGCACCUACGUCACCCUGGCCCCCAAGGUCCUGGUGUUCCCCGUCUUUGUCCAGCCUUUAGAUCUCUGUAACCCCGCCCGGACCCUCCUGUUGUCAGAGGAGCUGCUGUUGUACGAGGGGCGAAACAAGGCUGCCGAGGUGACACUGUUUGCCUACUCAGACCUGCUGCUCUUCACCAAGGAGGAUGAGCCGGGCCGCUGCAACGUCCUAAGGAACCCUCUCUACCUCCAGAGCGUGAAGCUGCAGGAAGGUUCUUCAGAAGACCUGAAAUUCUGUGUGCUGUAUCUCGCAGAGAAGGCAGAGUGCUUAUUCACUUUGGAAGCGCACUCGCAGGAGCAGAAGAAGAGAGUGUGCUGGUGCCUAUCGGAGAACAUCGCGAAGCAGCAGCAGCUGGCGGCUCCAUCCCCCAACAGCAAGAAACUCCACCCUUAUGGCUCUCUCCAGCAGGAGAUGGGGCUGGCCAACUCAACCAAUGCUACCCAGGAUAGAAGCUUUACCUCAUCAGAACAGACUCUGAUUGGCUGAGCAAACCCAAGGGCGGGACUCUGCUUCUGGCAACUUAACCCUUUCUUGGGCAUCCCCUACCACAGAGUAACCUCACCUCAACUGGACCCAAACCGGAGGACCAAGAUGUUGGGCCUAGGGUCAUCUGAAGGGAGUGGCCCCACGGGUGUGUGUGGACUGGCAUCAGAAGGACCACAGUGGUGUCGGAGGCUCUGUGGGCAGAUGCAGACUGGAUCCGAAAGUCCCAAAUGGAGAAGAACCAGAAGCUUAUUCCCUACAAGGAAGAAGGAGGUGAAAUAGCACGUGGGCUUCCGGUGGUUCCAGCACCUGCCUUGGGGGCAGGCGGAGAGGUCAGGAGAGGUCAGCGCUGACGGAGAACAACGCCAAGAUAGAUGCCCGGCUGCCAGAAGAUAUCUCCACCCCUUCUCUCAUUUGUCAUCUGUACUCAAGCAUUCAUUCUUUCACUCGUCGGAUAUUUUGAGGGCAUGUGCUUUAUGCCAGACUCUGUGCUAGGAGCCUGAGAUAACUGUGGAGAGUGAGAUGGAUGUGGUCUCUGCUCUCAUCUUAGUAGAGGAGUGAGCAUUACAUAAAUGUUAAUACACACACACUUGCACACAUGGUUACAAACUGUGAUAAUCUAUGAAGGAAAAGAAAGGAUUCUUUCAAGAGAGAAUGUUGUGUAGAUUGCUGUAGGGGUGGGGGAGGGGCAGGGGACAAGCCUGACUUUGAAGCCACGACCUGGAGGCCAGAAAGGAGUUAGCCAGUCAAGGACUCUGGAAGGAAUGUUCCAGGUGGACCGGAACAGCUUGUGAAGAGUGUCUGAGAUAGGAUAGGGGUGCGGCGUGCUGGAGGGAUGGAGGCCAGGUCGCUGGAGCUUGAGUUUAGUUGGGGGGAAAGACCACCGGGGUGGGGCCAGGUGGUUCAGACCUGUGGUGGUUCUUGUUGUCCUGAGAGUUCGGGUCUGGGCACAGUGGGAAGCCACUGAAGGCUUUUGAGAAAGGGAGUCACAGGGUCUCGGGGACCAUUUCUAGAAGAUGGUAGAACCCAAGGCAGGGGGUCCCUUAAGUCCUGCAGGUGAGGGGCAAUGGUGACCUGCCCUGGAGGGGCGCUGGGGAGGUGGUUAUGUGGAUGUCCAGACCCUGGGGGUAGCGGAGGCUCGGAUUGUCCUCCACCCUUCUCAUCCUCCGCCAUAUCUGACUUUCAGUGGAUGCAAGUAAGGGUGAGGCCGUCCUCACAGAGCCCCUUCCUCGUGAGGCCUGGGUAGGGACCAGGGCCAAGUGCUGAGAAUGUCCCCGGGAGCUGGCAGCAGUGGGCGCUUCUCCUGGCCAAGUUGGGAGAAGUGGAGCUUCUCCAGGCCUCAGCAGGGGUGGCCUGUGCUGUCUGUCCAUCCGGUGCUGAAUGGUCUGAUAGGAAACUGGAAUUCAGCCCCUGGGAAGCUGACUGGGUUGCUUUCCGCGGAGCUUCCGAGACUCGGGGACCGGGGCUAAGUGUGGCUCAGCACCGCUAGGGGAGACCCAUCCUGCUGUGAGGCUGAUUGGUGACCUGCCAGGGGACAGCGAUGAGAGCUCAGACUGCUCACUGCCUGCCGCACCUCCCGCUGUGGGCCAGCGUGGGGCAGCUUUCACACCCUUCUGCCCAGACAAAGCUCACACACAAAGGGCAUGUGUAGGAGCAGGGCCUUUUGCCUAGAAAGGAGGUCAGAGAGGCUGGGCUUCAGCUUAGGGAAGUCCCCUUGAACACUCGGCAUUGUGUCCUGUAAGAUCCUCUCUGUGUUCUAGAGAGGGGGAGGGAUCUUGUGCCCUGCUGAACUUGCUUAGCUGCUUUGACUACCUGAACCUCAAGAAGGGUGGCCCAGUAGAGAAUUAUUCCCUUAGCCUCCCACAGCUGGCCCUUUCCCCCAGCCUAGGAAAGAUCAGACAUGCGGUAUCAGUAAUCUAACAGGGGAUCAGCCCGGUGCCCGACCCAGCAGGGGAAUGGCCGGCCAGAGUGGGACAAGCAGUGUCUAUCAGCUGAGACUCCGCCUGCAGGGUUAAUUCUGAGAGGCCAAGCAGCUGGGUCUGCACAGACAGCAAGCCACAUCAUGUUUUCAUUUGAUUCCCUUACAAAAUGACAUUAAGGGGAGAGUGAGGCCCACGAGAACCGCCUGUCUGGAAAGGCAGCCAGCUUUUCUCUUCUGGACCUGGGGACCUAUCUCUGUCCACCACACAGGUGCAGAGGUUGGGAGCUCUGCUGGCAGGGCAACAGAGACUCUAAAUGCGGCCCCUGGCCCUGGGGAUGGCGCUUUCCUCCGCUUGUCCCAACAAGCUGCUGCUGCUGUGGAUGCAGACAUCAGCUCCUGGAGGGCCCUUGUCUUCCCGGUGACUGUGGUGAGCCACAGCGCCAUUGCUGCUCUGCCUUUCAAAUCGAUGAGACAAUUAAUUUGGCUCCACGGGCUCGAGAAGAUGAAAUACGACCGGGUGGCCAUUGCUUCUCAGCCGCCCGGUCCAUCCCCAGCCGUCCAGGAUGAUGAAUGCAUCGAAAUUGCCUUCGAGAGCCAUAAUCACGGGAAACAUGGCCGAGCCCCUCCCUCCACACAAAUCACUCUAAGAAGCUCACACAAUGGUCUCUUUCCUGAUGGCCCAAUUGUCUUGCUGUGUGUCUGGGGACCUACGGGCUGGGAGCACGGGAGCACAACCAUUUAUUGUUGAAAAGGCCAUCUGUGCGAUUUGAAUACAAAGUGACUCUUUAAAUUCCCCGACCCACCCCCUGCACAUCCUUUGAUCCCAUUUUCUUGUUUUCUUUAUUGUCUCACGCUCUGGAUCUGUUGAAACUCCUGGUCUCUGCUGCCUGGGUCCUUUGGCAGUUUGGGAAUUGGGACCCAUUGGAAAUAAUGAAGACAUUUAUUUAUGUAUGACUUUUCAAAAAAAAUUCUUUAUUUUAAAUUCUUUUUCAUAAAUUCUGCCACCAAAGCUCUGUAUUUCUCAUACAUAGCACCUAGAGCGUUCUGCAAAUUGAAGGCGCAGGCAAUUUCACAAUGUAGAUGGGCGUCUCCAGCGAGAGCAUGGGCAUCAGAGAUGUCACCUGGGAUCCCCAGGCAUUAUCUCCCCUAGGCCUCCCAGCAGCCCUGUUUUAUGGAUGCAAGGGACUAAGACUCAGAGAAGUUAAGUGAUUUAUCCAAGGUCACACAGCUUCCCAGCUGUGGCUAGACCUGAGGCUGAGCUAGUCCUCCAGCCAAGGCAUUUCAACCUAAUCCAUUGCUCUUUCCAGAUACAACGGUUUGCCUUGUAGGGGGUGGAAGUAAGAGAAAUCAAUUAUCGCCUUCAGGAAGAGUCAGGAGGGAAGAUACCCUGCAUGUAGAAGUUGUGGCCCUUUAAGCUCUAGUUGGAGUCCUUUAAGACUAAUAAAAUGAGAUGUCUUAUUCUCUACACACUAGAGAAUAAACUUCAAGUUCAUAUGGCCCAGGGGUGGCCCAGGCUGACAAGAUGAAUAGCAUUAUACAAGAUUUGAAAAAUCUGUUGUGAAAGACAAGGAGGAACUCCAGCAGACAGACACUCAGCAGUACUGGGAUGGUUGGGUUACCCCCCUUUUCAGUCUGGCAUUCAAGAAGUGUCUGGCAACACAGUCUUGGGGUACCUGGUCUUGAUAGAACAGUGGCUGAAGGCAGAAAAGGAUAGGUUCAGCCCUUUGACCUCCGCCUGGUUAAGGGUGAGGUGAGAGCCUGCUCCAGGUUUGGGCCCAGAUUUUGCUAGUUGACUGAUUCCAAAUCUCAACACUAAGUACGUGUGUGCGUGCUCAGUCACUUCAGUCAUGUUUGACUCUUUGCGACCCUGUGGACUGUAGUCCUACCAGGCUCCUCUGUCCAUGGGAUUCUCCUGGCAAGAAUACUAGAGUGGGUUGCUGUACCCUCCUCCUAGGGGAUCUUCCCAACCCAGGGGUCGAACCCACAUCUCCUGCAUUGCAGGAGGAUUCUUUCCUGCCGAGCCACCAGGGAAGCCCCAGUACUAAGUAACUGGGUGUCAAAUGGACUAGAUUUCAGAUAUUCUCCACGCCACCCCCUGCACAGCUCCCUCUCCCCCACCAAAAUUGCUUUCUAGUCUCUCCAGCUUUCCUGCCUCCCCUUGUUGCUGCCCAUCUGGCUGCAGAAAGAUCAUCCUCUUCCCCACCUUCCUCUUGGCCUCAGCCAUCUUGCUGUCUUUUUUUGUUGUUAUUCUUAAAGAAGAUUGCACAACCUUGCCCUCUGUCUUGACCUUAUCUUUAUUCAAGCCUUUCUCUGAAUAGGGCCACCAUCCUCCAAAUUGUUCCUAGAUCCUCAGUUUAAGGAUAGAAUAAUAACAGUAAGUACUUUAUAAGUGACGCUUAAGACUGUGAGCCUGGAGCAAUGCCAAGCUCUUCACCUAUAUCUUCUCUCUUAAUCCUCACUACAGCCUCUUGAAGUUCUUUGUCAUCUUCACACAUUUACUCUCACUAUACCCAGUAGGUAGAUAAGGAUGCUGAGUCUUUGAGGAGAAACUUGCCCAAGGUCACACAGCCUGUGGGUGGCUAGGGUUGGAACCUGGGGGGCCCAGCCCUAGAGCACUGACUCUGGAUUGCUCUCUUCUACUACUUUCCAGAAACCACAGACCAUCAAAGCUGGGGAGGCUGAGUAGUUCAACUCCCUGCUUCAAGACCAUCCUGGGAGGCCAUGGUCCCACCCCAGUUCUCUCCCUAGUUGCUCUGCCCUCCUGCUUUGAGCCCAUAGCCCAGCCAUUUUGAAUUAUAUCCCUUCUCUAAAUUCCCCAUGCAUGUUCCUCUUUAGGCUGUUUCUCCUGCCUGAUGUUGCCUGCCCUCCUCUGCUGUUCCGGCCACAUACAGUCCUCAGGCUUCAAGGCUCCCUGGCUUGCAUCAAAAGUCUCUGCUUCCCCGUCUGUGCUCCAUAGUAUUUUGUUCAUCUUUAGCACAGUGUGUCAGGCAGAUGUGUCUCCCCUGCAAGACCAUGGGCUUCUUGGGAGCCAGACAUCCACAUCCACCCUUCUCCCAGGCAGGGUCCCGGUCUCUCUUGCGGCAUCUCCCUUACCACCCUCACUGCUCUCCUCUCCCCUCCUUCUAGAGGUCAGCAUAUGGGCUCUGCAUAUUUUGAGAUAUUUUAAUAACAUCUGACUAUCAUAAGUAUUCUCAUAAGGUUGAGAUAUUAAUGUUGCCUUAAUCUUCCCGAGGCCCGAUGGUGUGUGUACUGCUGUGUGGCGCUUGCAUUUGUUUGACAAACCAUCUAUAUUUAUACUUAUAAAUUAGCUCUCUGUGCAGGGUUAAGUUAUUUAAAUAAACUUGCAUAUGGUCUGUAGUGGGGGUCAUAGUUUAUUUAUUUCUGACUCUGUUAAGCCUGAUUCUUGGUAGAUACUCACUGGAUGUUGUAGAAUUGGAUUACGGUUCAAGCCUGUCACAGUCUAGAAUCUAGAUGAGGAAACUGAGCCUCAAAAAGGGGAAGUGACCUGGCCAGGUUCAUGGGACAAGGUGGUGGCAGAGCUAGGACUUGGCUCAGGUCUACUGACUUUCUUGGCUCAAAGCGUUUUCCAUUUCACUUCAGGUUUGUAAGACCAGAGCCUGGUUCCCCUCUUGGUCUUAAGCAAUCUAGUCUGGCCAGAUUCACUUCAGGGUUGUGAAUGCCUCAUAUCCAUACUGACUCAUCAGGGAAGGAGACCUGAUGGGAACCGCUCCUAUGGUUCUCUCUCCUGGAUUUGUGGAGCACCCCUCUCACUGAGCUUCUGGCCCUCAGAGAAAAUCAGAGUAGGAUUCUGAAGAUCUUGGUUCAGAUCCUGAUUUUGCUUGUAACUCUCUGUGUGACUUUGGACAAAUUACUUCACCUCUCUGAUCAUUUGUUUCUUUUCCAAGAGAAAUGAGGGUGUUGAAUUUAGGUGAUCUCCGGGAGUCAUCUCCAAAGCCCCAGGGCUCUAACAAGAGGUUAAAAGAAAAAAGAAAUCAGACAUUUUGGGCUUCAUAUUGAAACACGUGCAUGUGCAUAUAUGCAAGUGUUGUUGUUGUUGUUUAGUUGCUAAGUCAUGUCCAACUCUUUUGCAACGCCAUAGACUGUAACCUGCCAGGCUCCUCUGUCCAUGGGAUUCUCCAGGUAAGAAUACUGGAGUGAGAUGCCAUUUCCUUCUCCAGGGAAUCUUCCUGACCCACUUGGCAGGUGGAUUCUUUACCGUUGAACCACCUGGAAUGCCCAUAUGCAAGUGUUGGACGUGGUUAAUAUUCAUCAUGUACUUGAGUCAAAUCAAUAUAUCAGUGGAUCUUAUACAGGAAGAGGUCCUCAUCUCAGAACUCAAAUUAUAAGCACAGCCCUGCCUCCUCCCAACCAAACGUGCCUCCUUCCAGGCCUGCUUCCGGGAAGACAGCACAAUAGCUUUCAAGCUCAGAAUCUUCUCCCAUUCCUUCCUUUUUCCUGCUCACUGGACCCUUGUUUUAAUAUCAUGUAUAUAAGGAUACACAUAUGUUCUUUAAUCUCUCUAACUCCUGGUCAGUGGCAUACAGCUAACUUUCAGUGAAGGUUGUAAGAAUCGGUGUGCAAUGCCUGCAGUUUCUAGUGUGGUCAGAAGUCUCCGUUAGACUUCCCCAGAACUUGCCACUGACUCACUGCCUUUGAUGUGUACCUUCUUUGGCUCAAACACUACUUAGGGUAAAUUUUCUCAGUGUCUUUUAAAUGUUGGUGGUUUUCCAUUUUGGUUAAAUUCUAUCACAGUAUCAGUUCAGUUCAGUUGCUCAGUCAUGUCUGACUCUUUGCGACCCCAUGAAUCGCAGCACGCCAGGCCUUCCUGUCCAUCACCAACUCCUGGAGUUUACUCAAACUCAUGUUCAUCGAGUUGGUGAUGCCAUCCAGCCAUCUCAUCUGUCAUCCCCUUCUCUUCCUGCUCCCAAUCCCUCCCAGCAUCAGGGUCUUUUCCAACGAGUCAACUCUUCGCCUAGGUUUCUGCUAUUUCUCCUUGUGGGAGAACAUUAAGUGUUCAGUAGGCUAGCAUAGGAAGCUAUUUAUAGCUUCCAUUUAUAACACAAUUUUAUAACCAUUUAUAACACAAUUUUCAAUGGGAAAAUGCUUUCUGAGACCCACCGUCAACUCUCAGAUGAACUUUAGGAAUAUAGCUCCACACACACCCAACAAUAGAGAAUGCAAUAUUUAUUUCAUGAAUGACUAGAAUUUUGAUAGAACCACAGACUCUUUGAGUAUGGAACUGAAAAGGCUACCCUCUACCCCAGUGGGGUUCAUCGAUUAACAAGCUGAUUUGUAGAGACCAAGAGAAGAAAAGGGUAAGAACUCCCAGUCAGCUUCGUGCAGUUGGUGCUAGAGGUGGAACUGGGACCCUCCCCCUAGCACUCCUCUUUGGGGACGCUCGGGAGCCUGACAGGUUGGGGACAGGGAGGGGCACAGAUUUUCUUAGAGACGUUCAUCAUCUCACUCAGCUGUGCCGUCUUAGGAAAAGUAAGUCACCGCUUUGGGCUGUAAUGGAAAUAGUGAGAAGUGGCCCGGCUAACAGCUGGGGAGAGGUUGUCUAGUCGACUGGCUUGUCUGUAAAUUCCCUCCGCGUUCUGCCUGGAGUGGAAUGAAUGGGGCAGCUGUGUUUUACCUGGAGCUCUGAGCAGGACAGGGCUGGCGGAGAUGUUCCCUGUUCUAAAAAUAGCAGUGGGAACGGAGUUGAGGGGAAGGGGAGGGGGCUCCUUCGGGACCUGGGUGGGACGCCUCACCCCCUUCCUCUUCCUGCUGGGCCCCCUGCGAGGAAGCGCGCCAUGGAUUCAAAGCAUUUAGACCUGGGAGGGUCCUGGAGCCAUCAGCGCUCACAGCCCCUCCUCAGACAGAAGAGGAGGCCCGGAAGUGGGGAAAGGACUGGCCAGCCGGCUGGGGUCCCGGGAGACGGUCACAGAUGGUGAGCUGUUUCCCCGCUGCAUUUACCAGGGUGGAGCAGGCCAGGCAAGGUUUUCUCUCCCUGCCUUUGGGAGCGCACAGGGCCUGGGAACUCCUGGGGCGGAUGUGGUCCGGCUUCCUGAUUGUCGCCCAGCAGGCGAGGAGUCCCUGGUUAGUCUGCCCUGAGCCCUGACCUCAGCCCCUGGCCUGCCAGGGCCACACCCUCCCUGUGCUGUUGUCCCCACGCUUGCUGACCUGUCCUUGUGUCGGCCCCCAGGCUGUCUGCAGGGAGGGCGGGCCCGCACAGAACCAGCCUGGAGGACAGAGGGCCUGCCCAUCCCCAGGAGCCAACAGGAGCAGCUCAGGUAGAGGCAGGGUCUGAUUGAGGGGAGGGCAGGCCAGGGUUCAGAUCCCAGCUCUGCUUCUCACCAGCUGUGGGAUUACUGGCAGGUCGCCCAGCCUCUGUCAAACGAGAGGACAUGUCUCUCACUGGUUCUCUUGAGGACUAAGGGGAAUGGUCUAUGCAAAGUGCCUGGUGUGUAAUAGGUAUGUUCAGCCAUCCAUACCCGUGGGUUCUGCUUCCAUAGACUUAACCAAUCCUAGAUAGAAAAAAAAAAAAAAAAUCCAGAAAUUUCCAAAAAAGCAAAAGUUGAAUUUGCUGAGCUGGCAACUAUUUACAUAGUAUGCGUGUGUGCUAAGUCACUUCAGUCGUGUCCGACUCUGUGACCCUAUGAACUGUAGCCCACCAGGCUCCUCUGUCCAUGGGAUUCUCCAGGCAAGAAUAAUGAAGUGGGUUGCCAUGCCCUUCUCCAGGGGAUCUUCCCGACCCAUGGAUCAAACCUGCAUCUCCUAUGUCUCCUGCAUUUGCAGGCAGGUUUUUUUUUUUUUUUUUUAAAUCACUAGCACCGCCUGGGAAGUCCCAUUUAUACAACAUUUUCAUUGCAUUUAAAGUGAUUUACAUGGCAUUUACAGGGCAUGCGGUCACAAAAAGUCAGACACAGCUGAAUGAGUUUCACCUAAUCACUUAGUAUUUUAAGUAAUCUGGAGAUGAUUUAAAGUAUCUGGGAGGAUGUGUGUAGGUUCUAUGCAAAUAUUGAUCCUAUGCCAUUUUGUAUAAGGGACUUGCAGUCCUGGAUUUUGGUAUCAGCUGGGGUUCCAUGGAUACUGAGGAACAACUGUACUUAGUAAUGGUAGCUGUCGUUGCUAGCUCAAGUGUAAAUGUGUGCUUGACUCUGCAACCCCCUUCCUUGGGUCCUUCAUCCAUGGAGGCAUGGCAAAUGUGGGGAUUUUUUGUUAAAUGCAGUUGACUUUUGUUGUAUCGUUACCAAAGUAAUUCAUGUUUACUAUGAAGAAAAUAUUUAAUACAGUUGAACCAGGAGAAGGAAGUGAAGCUCACCCUUAAUCCCAACACCCAGAGAUAACCACUGUUAACAUUUUAGGGUGUAUGUAUCCUGUUGGGCAUUUGUUUAUACACACAUAUAUCUUAUUUGCAAAUUAGCAUUGCUAGUGCACACAAUUUUCUGACUUGUUUUUUUCCCACUUAGCAGUGUAACAUCAAUAAACAUUCUUCUACAACAUCA
Molecule: messenger RNA, 11353 nt
Organism: Dama dama (fallow deer)
Lineage: Eukaryota; Metazoa; Chordata; Mammalia; Artiodactyla; Cervidae
Gene: RGS3
Product: regulator of G protein signaling 3
Exons: 18
Coding region: 140-1948 (602 amino acids)
Biological process (GO): signal transduction
Cellular component (GO): plasma membrane; nucleus
Molecular function (GO): protein binding
Source: RefSeq, a predicted model, not a curated record